Molecule: messenger RNA, 906 nt
Organism: Microtus oregoni (creeping vole)
Lineage: Eukaryota; Metazoa; Chordata; Mammalia; Rodentia; Cricetidae
Product: taste receptor type 2 member 140-like
Exons: 1
Coding region: 1-906 (301 amino acids)
Biological process (GO): G protein-coupled receptor signaling pathway; sensory perception of taste; detection of chemical stimulus involved in sensory perception of bitter taste
Cellular component (GO): membrane
Molecular function (GO): G protein-coupled receptor activity; bitter taste receptor activity
Source: RefSeq, a predicted model, not a curated record
AUGAAAGUUAUUGUAGAGUACAUAUUACCAAUCAUUUUAGGUGUGGAAAUCAUUAUAGGGAGUUUAGGAAAUGGAUUCAUAAUACAGGUGAACAUCAUGGAUUGGGGCAAGAGAAGAAAGAUCUCUACAGUGGAUAAGAUCUUCACUGCUCUGGCCAUCUCCAGACUUGCUUUUAUGUGGUCACUGGUCAUAGUUUUAUUGAUAUAUGAGCUGUAUCCAUCCUUAGGGAUAAGUGGAAGAAUUUUGAGAAUAAGUAAUUUUUCCUGGACAGUGGUCAAUCAUUUCAGCAUCUGGCUUGCUACAUGUCUCAGCAUAUUUUAUUUCCUCAAGAUAGCCAGCUUUUCCAAUUCAAUUUUUCUUUUCCUAAAGUGGAGAGCAAAAAAAGUUGUUUCAAUGACACUGCUGGUGUCUCUUCUUUUCUUGUUUAUAAAUCUUAAAGUCAUAAAUGAAUAUAUUGUUGUCUGGAUUGAUGGAUAUAAAGCAAACAUGUCCUACAGUUCUGAUUCAAAUGACUAUGAAUACUUUCCUAGGUUUCUGACACUCACCAACACUAUGUUCACAUUCAUACCUUUCACUGUGUCUCUAACAACUUUACUCCUGCUCAUCUUCUCCCUGUGGAGACAUCUGAAGAACAUGCAGCACAACAACAAAGGAUACAGAGAUGUCAGCACCACAGCCCGCAUAAAGGCCCUGCAAAUGGUGGUCACCUUCCUGUCACUAUAUACUAUUUUCUUUCUGGCACUUGUUAUGCAGUCUUUGAAAAAUGAUAUCCAUUUAAAAAGUUUAUUCAAUUUGAUUUUUGAUGGUGCAGCACUUGCUUUUCCAUCAGGCCACUCCUGUGUCCUAAUUCUGGGAAACACUAAGCUCAGACAGGCUUUUCUGUCCAUGAUGUGGUGGUUAAGGUAA